This is a messenger RNA of Fraxinus pennsylvanica, 1188 nucleotides long. Lineage: Eukaryota; Viridiplantae; Streptophyta; Magnoliopsida; Lamiales; Oleaceae. The record is from the annotation of a GenBank genome assembly.
AUGAAUUCUUUUCGGUCUGUGUCAGCGAUGGAGUGUAACACUGGUUUGACUCAACAAGGAUUAUAUUUCAACCAACCAACCUGGAUUGGUUGCCCAUCUUGUUCAUGUUGGGUCCUGUAUUACAAGCACGCAGCCAAUGGGAUAUUAACUUGUCAAACCUGUAGAAACUCCAGUGAUGAAGAUGAAAUGAAUUCUUUUCGGAUAUCAUCUGGAGGAGCUAAUCGGAGCUGGCCUGCUCUUCCCCCACAGAAAGACGCCACAAGCCAGCGCCCAUUUAAAGUUGGCUCACAAGCUGCAUCUGGAAGCUCCAUACUCAACCAACCGUUACUUUUUCUGGGUUGUUUAAACAAGGAAGUUGCUGAUGAGUCCAGGCCAAAUAAAAAUACUGAGCACGUGGAUGCCAAAAUCAACAAGCAUGGUCACAUGGACAGCUCAAAAAGAAAUAGCAAGAAAAGAAAAAUGGCAUCAGAAUCCAGUGAAAGUUGUGACUCUCUUGAAGAUGAUGGCAAUAAUCUGACAGGAAAUAACCUUGGAGGUUUUGGUAAGCGGUACCCUCGGAGAUAUAUUAGGUCUAAAAUGUGUGUUUCCUGUAGUGAGCCUCUAAAUCCUAGUUGCAACGGUGAACCAGUUUCUGUGGAAAUUCCCGAGUCGGAGUUUUACAACUUUGACGCAGAUAAAUCCAAAGAGAAGUUUCAGGUUGGUCAGAUAUGGGCGGUAUACAGUGAUGAGGAUGUUUUACCGAAGUACUAUUGUCAGAUUAAGAAGAUUGACAGCCUUCCAGAGAAUACUUAUCACGUAGCAUGGCUUCUUCACUGUCCGUCAUCAAGGGACAUGGUAAGAUGGGUUGAUAAAAGCAUACCAAUAUGUUGUGGAAAAUUUAUGGUUGAGAAGGGAAAAACUCACAAAAUAGUUGGCACUCUUCCAUUUUCUCACCAGUUGAAAAUAGAACCAUCCCCCCUGGAAAAGGAGGGUGUGUUCACCAUACUUCCUGAAGUAGGUCAGAUCUGGGCUUGUUAUGAGAAUUGGAAUGUAAAAAUGAAACUUGCUGAAUUGGAGAACUGUAAAUACGAGAUUGUGGAGAUUCUGGAUGUGGAUGACAUAUCUAUAGUAUGUGCACCUCUUGACAGCCGUACCACAUUAUUUAUUAUGUUCCAGUUGACAUUGCAUCAUGAUGUUUCAACUAGCUAG